CCGCCAGCCGCCCUUUCUCCUGCGUUUCCCCCAGCUCCCUCUCCCAUGAACACCACCCGCACCUGAACCAUCCAACCGCGCGACCGACGCUGCAUCUUGCAAGCCCCGGAGCACUCAGAGCGCCAAGCGUUUGCUCUCCCUCUAGCUGCCCCGUCCUUGACCUCCUAACCUCGCCCGCUCCACCACACCGUCACCCACACUACCACUCCGCGCACUCUCACAAGUCCCCUCACCGACUUGCAUACAAAUACACAUUCCGUCCUUCACAUGUCUGACGUACAGUCUAGGCCCGCCCCGCGCGGCAGGAGCUCCGCUCGCGGUGGAAGAGGCGGACAUGGGUCUCGAGGGCCGCGAUCGAGCAAACAGACCAACGGCGACCAUCAAGCAUCAACUAACAUCGACACAUCUGCAGACCAAGGCGAGCUCCUCGAGCUGAAGCGGCGACACAGGGACCAAUUGGCCACAUUGAAAGAACUUUUCCCAGACUGGACCGAUGUCGAUCUCCUGCUGGCUAUUGAAGAAUCUGCCGGAGAUCUCGAGGCCACAAUUGGGAACAUCAGUGAAGGCAACGUCUCUCAGUUCUCCGAAGUCAAGAAGACAAAGGACCGAUCCCGUUCCAAGGUGAAGGAAGCAGGCACUGCGCUGGCAGAUGCUGUUCCGACCUCACGCGGGGGUCGCGGCCGUGGUGGCGACAGCGUUCGUGGCGGUCGCGGACGUGGAACCGAGCGUGGCCGUGGUGGUUUUCGCGGCGCUCGCGGAGGAACGACAAAUGGCACGCGACCAGCUGCUACAAUCCCGGUCGCCUCCAAUGAUGUGCCCGCAUGGGAUACUCCAGCCACGAAUGAAGAAAAGGAGGCUGGCCAUGCCGCGGCGGGAGAGCAACCUGCUGCGACGCAGACCCCCGAACCCGAGCCAACGAAGCCUGCGGCGGUGCCCCAACCGAAGAAGACAUGGGCCAGCAUGUUUGCGAAGCCCAAGCCAGCACCUGCCCCUCCAAAGCCUGCCGUUCAGCCCCCCAUUCCUCACGAAGAACCCUCUCCCUCCCCAGCCGAGACUCCUGCACAUGAAGUAGCUCAAGAAGCCACAGUAGAGGCAGAGGAACUGCCUAUACCCCCAAUUGUGGAUGAGAUUCCAGAGGAGCCCCCGGUUGUCGUCGAGGACCCAGCAGCUUUGACCCCAGACAAACCACAAGAAGACCUCAGCCCCCAGCUGGAGAUUACUCCUUCUAGGGACGAGCUCACCAAGGACAAUGUGGAGCAUCUCCCAGAUGUAUCGCAUUCGGCUCCGACGGAGACAGCUGCUAGCACUGUAGCUAGCUCGAGAGACAUUGGUAGCAUCGCUGGAGUGGCUACUCCUUUGAGCACAUCUGCUCAGGCGCCAAUUGGUCGUCCGGCUAUUGGUGGAUAUGCAACGACCGCGCUCAAGGCCACGGGAGCACCCCACCGUAGCGCAAGCUUCCAGAGGAGGCUUAUGGAACAACAAGAAGCCGUAGUCAUGCCCGGCAACCACGCGGUCGAUAGAGCAGCUGUCCAGUUUGGAAGCCUUGGCCUAAAUGGAGAUGUGGAUGCUGAUGCUCUGGACGUUGAUGAGGAUAGGGAGGAGGCCGAGACAAGGACCCAACCACCCCAACAUUCCCCUGUCGCGCAACCGAGGGCUGCUCUGCCUCCGGCUCCUCGGCAUGCUCCUCCACCUUCUGAGACUCAGCCUCAAGAAACAAUGCCAACCCCGAAGCAAGCUCCAGGACUACCUCCAGUACCCCAGCAACAACCACCCCUUUCUCAGUCACCCUCCAAUCCGCUUGGUGCGCAGGCCAUGCAGAACCAAGGCUCACAGGGCAAUCAGCAGUACGGCCAGUUCGGUCGCUAUGGGCAGAGUGGCAUGCAGUCCGAGCCAUCGGCGCCCCCGCAGAAACCAUAUGACCCAUUUGGUCAACAGGCCCCGCAGCCCACCCAGUUCGACUAUGCAAACCAGCAGCAAAGUCAGAGUCAGACCCAGCAGCAGCAGCAGCAGCAACAACAACAACAACAGCAACAGCCUCCGCAGUCUCAGGCUGGAGCCCUCUCGUCGGCGCCGGAUAGUUUCGCCUCGCAGUAUUUCACCUCAGACCAACAGCGAGCGGCGUACCAGAACUACUAUCAAAACUACAGUCAGCAAAACGCCUCAACUCAACAGGAAGCUGGCUCCACACAGCCACGCACAGGCAGUGCAUUUGGCACCGGUCCCACUGACUCGACUUUCCCUCCGAGUCAGCAACAGCAGUCCCAGAGUCGUUAUAACGAGGCUCAGAACAGCGGUCAUACUACACCAAAUCCAACUUUGGGUGGGCAGCAUCCCAGUGGACCUGCUUCGCAGGCACAGCACAUGCAACAGCCUCAUGCUCAGCCUGGACAUACCGGUGGAUAUCCGUACAACCACCCGUACUACGGCACCCCAUACUAUGCUAGCUACAUGAACCAAUUCGGUAACUACGGACAGGGAGGUUAUGGCGGUUUUGGUGGUAACAAGGGCAUGUACGGUCAGCCUCACCACUACGGCAUGUCUCCCCAGACAUCAUUUGACCAGCAUUCAUCCUCGCCUGCUAACGCUGGUGGGUUUGGAGGAUCUUCGAUGCAUGGUCGUGAGAGCGGACUCGGAGGCGGACUUGGCGAAUACGGCAGGUCAGUAUCAGGUGCCUCGCAAAACCAGCAUAGCGCAACCUCUGGUGCUGGGUUUGGAGGCCUUCCGGAUAUGUUUGGGCGGUCCCAGGGAGGGUAUCCGAACCAGAGUUCUACUUAUGGCCAGCAACAGACCGCUCAACAAGGUGGUAACGAAGAUUCGUUAAAGCCUUUUAGCGACUCGAAGAGUGGUGGACCCAGCCCAUCUGCUCUCGGAGCCCAGCCUGGUCGACCUGGAUCUGCCACCAACAAUGCCCCUGGCCAGAGUGCGCAAGGGGGACUUCCUCCACAAUCUCAUCAACAAGGCUUCGGUGGCUAUCCGAGCCAUCUGAAUCAACUGCAAGGCGGUCAGGGUAACCAGUACGGCGGGCUUGGAGGGCUCGGUCACCAGGGUGCUGGAAGCCAUCAGCAGACAGGCGGCUAUGGUGGUUACGGUGGAUUUGGCGCUGGCGGAUAUGGCAGCUACAAUCGCGGCGGAUGGGGUACCAACUAUGGGCAGCAUUAAGCAAGCCAUUUCACAAGUAUCUUGUGAGAACAUUCGGUCUGGGCCCACUGCCAUUGCUAUUAUGGAAGAAACCAAGUCAGUAAACAUGGCGAGGGGUUUCUUCUACUACCACUUUUCCGAAUUGAUGGCAGGCAUACAAUUUUGUUGCCUUGUAUUAUGACGAACGGGUCGUUUUCCACACUUUUCCCCUCUUACUCCUCUCUCUCUCUCUCUCACACACACGCACACAC
Molecule: messenger RNA, 3389 nt
Organism: Lindgomyces ingoldianus
Lineage: Eukaryota; Fungi; Ascomycota; Dothideomycetes; Pleosporales; Lindgomycetaceae
Exons: 3
Coding region: 268-3159 (963 amino acids)
Cellular component (GO): cytoplasm; nucleus
Molecular function (GO): ubiquitin binding
Source: RefSeq, a predicted model, not a curated record